Phlebotomus argentipes is the source of this 1665-nucleotide messenger RNA. It is a transcript of the gene Rcd5, whose product is annotated as microspherule protein 1. The transcript has 4 exons. Gene Ontology annotation, cellular component: Ino80 complex; MLL1 complex; NSL complex. The coding region runs from base 205 to 1644 and encodes 479 amino acids. The record is from RefSeq and is a predicted model, not a curated record. Gene Ontology annotation, biological process: positive regulation of transcription by RNA polymerase II. Gene Ontology annotation, molecular function: G-quadruplex RNA binding; protein binding. Lineage: Eukaryota; Metazoa; Arthropoda; Insecta; Diptera; Psychodidae.
UUCGCCGCGACCGUGCGCCCCCUGUGUGUUGAACAGGAAGUAAUCAUUAAGGAAACACGAAAAGUCGUGAAAAAUUGCAAUUAUCACGGGGAAAUUGCAUGAUUUUGUGGAUUUUUCCAAUUGCAAGAGAUUCUGUAAGGAGUAAGAAGUACAACGAGAUUCUAGACUAAAACCCGCUUAAAUCAACUCAGGAAGUUCAGGAGAAUGGAUCCAGGUGUCGGAGAUUUUGUAGGGAGUCCCUCUAUAUCAGAUGCCAAUGACCAGAAGCGACGCAGCUCUUCCCGGUCCAUCAAGCGCAAGCGAUUCGACGACGAGAUUGUGGAAUAUAGCCUGGGACUCACGCCUACGCAGAUAAAUCGUGUGGCACGAUCGCGCACUCAGUCGCAGUCCUAUGUUGUGCCGCCCACAACUUAUGCUGAGAUGGUGCCUUCGCCGACUCCCGUCGUCACGCCAGUGGCCACAGUUUCCGCCCCGCCGGCUCACAUGGUGGCCACAGUGACUCAGGUGGCGAAUGUGUUGCCCCCGACGCCGCCCGCAGUGGUGCGCGAGCAUCCGGCGAGUGUCUCGCUGGAGAAGAGACGCAGCCUGAAGAGCUCCAAGAAGAGCAAACGUCAGAGAGGCGCUCAUCAGGUGUCCACGAAGGAUUUGGGCCGGUGGAAGCCAAUUGACGACUUGGCACUGAUCAUCGGCAUUCAGCAGACCAACGAUCUCAAGAUGGUUCACAGAGGAACGAAGUUCUCCUGCAAGUUCACAGUGCAGGAGUUGCAGGCUCGAUGGUACUCGCUGCUGUACGAGGAGUCCAUCUCACGCAUCGCCGUGGCGGCCAUGAGGAAUCUCCAUCCGGAGCUGGUGGAGAAUGUGCAAAGCAAGGCUCUGUACACGACGCAGGAGGAGGACUUGCUGGGCACCGUCAAGAGCACAUCAGCGCCCACACUUGAGACAUUCCAGGAGUUGCUGGACAAGAAUCCCGCCGUCUUCUAUCCAGCACGCACGGCAAAGUCCCUCCAGACGCACUGGAAUCUGCUGAAGCAGUACACUUUGCUGCCGGAUCAGGUGAUGCAGCCGCUUAGUCGGGACUCCAUGACCUUCUCAGACACCGAAGAACUCAUCAACGACGCCGAACUCGUGGAUCUGCGCGACGAGGCGCUGGAGAUUGAGCUCGCGCUGGCGGACAGACGCAACAAGCGAGAGAUUCGUCAGCUGGAGAAUGAAUUGUCGCGAUGGACGGUGCUUGUGGACUCGCUGGCGGGCAUCGGAUUCACGCCGGAGUUCGACAAGGAGACGCCAGCCGUCCUGCGAGGGCGUCUCGUGCGAUAUCUGAUGCGCUCGCGCGAGAUCACAAUGGGGCGCUGCACCAAGGACUUCACCGUGGACGUGGACCUGAAGCUGGAGGGACCAGCGCACAAAGUGUCGCGCAAGCAGGCCACCAUCAAACUGCGCAGCAACGGAGACUUCUUCAUGACCAACGAGGGCAAGAGGGCGAUCUAUGUGGACGGAAGUCCUCUGCUCACGGGCGCCAAGACGAGGCUGAACAACAACAGCGUCAUUGAACUCUGCGGCCUGAGGCUAAUCUUCCUCAUCAACUAUGACCUGAUCAAUGCGAUUCGCCAGGAGAGCGCCAAGAUGAACAUCCCGCUCACGUAACAGUGAGAGAAGAGACUCAGU